Molecule: messenger RNA, 1413 nt
Organism: Heterostelium album PN500
Lineage: Eukaryota; Evosea; Eumycetozoa; Acytosteliales; Acytosteliaceae
Gene: CYP525A1
Product: cytochrome P450
Exons: 5
Coding region: 1-1413 (470 amino acids)
Molecular function (GO): heme binding; monooxygenase activity; oxidoreductase activity, acting on paired donors, with incorporation or reduction of molecular oxygen
Source: RefSeq, a predicted model, not a curated record
AUGAUAGAUUCUCAAUCAAUUAUAUUAGGAGUUUUAAUAUGGUUAGUUUAUUUGGUGAUCAGUCACCUAAAUGAUUGGUACUUUACAAAAAAUAAAUAUUUACCAAGUGGUCCAUCAUUUUUAGAGUGGUUCGCAAACUAUUUGUUGAACUACUAUGAAUUUAGAAAAGGUGGUUCUGUCAUCGGUAGCGAUCAAAACGACGAUGUCGAUAAAAGUUUAUUUGACACUGGAAGUGAGAACACUGUUUUAAGAUGGUUCAAACAAUAUGCAAGUGAUAGCUACUGUGUUUCUUUCUUUGGUUUACCGAUGUUGUUCACCAGAGACGCCGACAUUGCCAGAGAGGUAUUACUCACCGAUUCCGACAACUAUGAGAAACCACCCGAUAGCUCCGGUGUCUUGAUUCGUCUGGCAAGAGAUGGAAUACUGAUGGCGGAAGGUGCGCGUUGGCAACGCCAUAGGGAUAUCUUGUCGGUGCCGUUCUCUCCAGUCAAUGUGAGAAAGAUGGAAUCUACCAUACUCGCUGCUACCAAAGAAUUAAUUGGCAAUAUCGAACGACACUCUGAAAUAGAAGUACAUUCAACCAUGACAUCAUUGACCUAUGAUAUCAUAGGUAUGCUUUCAAUUGGUCAUAAAUUCAGUAGAGAAGGAUCGACCUCAAACUUUGAUUAUAUCCUCAACGAAAUGAUACGACCAAUUCGUAGACUCUCCAAAUACAUACCAUUGCCAUCCGAUCGUAAAUUAAACAAAUUCAUUAGUGAAUUGGAAGAUUUGAUUUUAGAUGAAAUUCGAUCAAGACAACAACAGCAACAAAAGAAUAGUAAUGAUAAUAAUAAUAAUAAAGAUUUAUUGGAUCAUCUAUUAAAUAACAAAGAAGAACAACUGACCCAAGAUGAGUUAAUUGGUAAUAUAAUGACAUUCUUAUUGGCUGGACAUGAGACAUCUGCCAAUGCAUUAACAUUUACGUUGGCACUGCUAUCGAAACACCCAGAGAUACAAGAGCAGCUGUACGAACAACUGUGUGGCGAUAAAAACAUUCAAAACAUACCUCUUUUAGAAUGGAUCAUUUUGGAGACUCUUCGAUUAUUUCCACCAGCACCAAUGAUUGGUAGAACAUCAAAAACCGAAUGUACAAUCAAAAGAAAUGAUUCCAGUAAAGAUGCUUGGAAGUUACCACCAAAAAGUAUGAUACUUGUAUCUGUAUAUGCUAUGCAUAGAAAUGAAUCGGUUUGGAAACAAGCAAAUCAAUUCAUACCUAAUAGAUGGGAUGGCAUAAAUUUGUUUAGGUCAAAGAUUUAUAGUGAUGUUGUCAUUGCUCAAACCAGUCAAACUUUUAAAAUUAUUUUCAAAACCAAAUUUCAAACAAAUGUUUUAUUUAAACUUUAUGAAUUCAAAUUUCAACAAUCAUUAUUUUAA